This is a messenger RNA of Pogona vitticeps (central bearded dragon), 5678 nucleotides long. The record is from RefSeq and is a predicted model, not a curated record. NCBI's taxonomy places the organism in Eukaryota, Metazoa, Chordata, Lepidosauria, Squamata, Agamidae.
AUGUACCUUAAAAUCACCUUUAACCAGCAGCAAUCUGUCUUUGAUCAGCAGCAAUUUGCUGAUGACGACGACAUCACUACUGUUGCACAUGCAGAGCUACACAGCAGGAUUUCACCCAAUAUUUGGUUGCUAGUGGGACGAGGAAAGGCGAUAGGAGGAAAGGGAAGGAAAAAAAUAGUCCAGCCUCCGGCUUGGGCCCCGCCCCUCCUCUCCCCUCCUCCUCUUCCCCACCCGCUGGUCUGGCGGCUCUCAGUUGCCGGCUUCGCCACUCGCGUGACGACGACGACGACGGCGCUGCUGUUCUUGCCUGGGUCCCUCCUCCUCCUCUUCCUCCGCCGCCGCCGCUGUCUCGUGCCGUGGCCGUUGGGGCUCCGAAAGCCCCGCUCGCUCGCGCCUUCUUCUUCUCCUCCUCGUCCUCCUCUUUUUCCUUCUCCCGCCUCCUUCAUGGCCAACUACAUCCACGUGCCGUCGGGCUCUCCGGAGGUGCCCAAGCUGGACAUCGUCGUCAGCGAGGAAGACCCUUCGGGCCGAGGCGGCGUUAUUGUUCCUUCCCAGGUAUUUACAGAUGGCAUCACCAAUAAGCUUAUUGGCUGUUAUGUGGGUGAAGAAAUGAAUGAUGUUGUCCUUGUUAGAAUUUAUGGAAAUAAGACUGAGCUGUUGGUUGAUCGAGAGGAAGAAGUGAAGAGCUUCCGUGUACUGCAAGCCCAUGGCUGUGCACCACAGCUUUACUGUACCUUCACUAAUGGCCUGUGCUAUGAAUUCAUGCAAGGCGAAGCACUGGAUCCAGAGCAUGUUUGCAGCCCUGAGAUAUUUUGUCUAAUAGCGAGACAACUUGCUAAAAUACAUGCUAUUCAUGCCCAUAAUGGAUGGAUCCCCAAAUCUAACUUGUGGCUGAAGUUGGGAAAAUACUUUUCUCUUAUACCAACAGAAUUUGCUGAUAAGGAGUUACAAAAAAGGUUUCUAAGUGAUAUUCCAAAUCCUCAAGUCCUUCAGGAGGAAAUGGCAUGGAUGAAGGAGAGGCUGUCUAACUUAGGCUCCCCAGUGGUACUUUGUCACAAUGAUCUGUUGUGUAAAAAUAUCAUCUACAAUGGAAAACAAGGUGACGUUAAGUUCAUUGACUAUGAGUACUCUGGAUAUAAUUACCUGGCUUAUGACAUUGGGAACCACUUCAACGAAUUUGCAGGAGUCAGUGAAGUAGAUUAUAGUCUCUACCCAAGCAGGAAGCUGCAAGAGCAGUGGCUGCGAGCCUACCUGGAAGCUUACAAGGAGUAUAAAGGAUUUGGAACAGAUGUCACUGAGAAAGAGGUUGAGGUGCUUUAUGUACAAGUCAACCAAUUUGCCCUGGCCUCUCAUUUCUUCUGGGGAUUGUGGGCCCUAAUUCAAGCCAAAUAUUCCACCAUUGACUUUGAUUUUCUAGGGUAUGCAAUUGUUCGUUUCAAUCAGUACUUCAAAAUGAAAACUGAAGUCAUGACAUUAACACUUCCUGAGUAACAACUGGAAACUGGUUAUCCACAUUUGAUAAGAUUCCUUCCUGUUUUUGUUCUGAGUACAGAUAAUGGAAAAAGCUAAAUCUUCGUUAGUUUUGUAAUGUUCCUAUGGUGUUUUUUUCUUUUCUUUUCAUUGGUUCUAAACAACACUCUUUUAAUGUGAAACCUAAAAUGAAGAUCUUACUAUGUUGUAGAAGGAGUAGAGAAACAUUAGAUUUGUAAAACAUAGGGAGAAAAUAUUUAAUCCUUUCUCUUGUAACUUUUAACAUGGUAUGUGAAUUAUUUAUUAGGAAUGUAACAUUCCAUUGCUGCUUUUCAUAAGUUGUCUUUAAGGGAGGAGGUGUAAGGCUAUAAGGUUUUUGCAUCUCACGUUACAUUUGCGUAAUCAGUAUAAAACCAUUCGGUGGCAAAUUGUACAAAAUCUACCAAUUAACAGGAGCAAUUUGCACUGAAGUGUGUGUCACAUAUACUGAUUAGAGAAUUAGGACAGAUCAGACAAAGUAAUUUUCAAGCUGUUACUACUUCAGGCUCUGUCUGCAUACUGCCCCAAGGGUGGGUUUGCCAUCCUUGUAUUAACAUACAGAUGAACAACUGCAGAAUCUUGCAUACAUGCAGAAGGAAACUUGCUAUCAUUUAAUCCCUGAAUAAGGUUUAAAUUGGUAGAAGACAGCUUUUAACUUCAGAUGUAAGCUUUAAAAUACCACCGUUCCAGAGUGUAAUGUCACUUCCUCCCGUAAGGAUUUUUUCCAAACACUUUGAACAGUUCAACAUAUAAUCUGGCAAUAGACAUGUUUAUAAGAUACUGUAGUGAAGCCAACGGGAUAAACUGCUCAACAAUACUGUAGUGUUUCAGAGCAGAACUGUACUGUUGAAGUUAACAAAUUGCUUAAUCUUUUUUGCUCUUGUAAUUUUCCUUGCCUUGAUUUCUUGUCUUCAGUCUUUAAACCUAUUUGUUGCUAGACUGUCUGUUUUCUUUGCCAGAUGAUGAUGAACUCAUUACUCGCCAAAAGCUUCAAGGUUAAAAUAUCAUUAUUGAAAUAUAUGGUGUUUGAAGAGUAAGGAAUUGAUCAUGGACAUAUUUUUCUUUUUUUAAGCUAUCCUACCAAGAAUGGUUUGAAUUCAAAAAUGUGAAAUGAAACAAAUGUUUACUUAGUGUGUAUGUGUGCGUGUGCGUAAGUGUGUGUUUAAGAAUGGGGAAAAGGCUUUAAAUUUUGAGAGUCACUGCAGUGAAUUGAAUAGUUACACAGCUCUAUUAGUCUGAAACGUUUCAAUUUGGUCACUUAAGUGCCCAUAUGUACAAAGUCUGUGUUUAUACACAGUGUAAUCCCAAAUAUACCUUAAGUAGAAAUAUUAUGGGGAGCCUGUUGCACAGACUCCACAAGAAUAUUUAUUCAGAAUUAUUUUAUUGUAGUGUGUAAAAUAAACAUCUGCUAAAAUAAGCCUGCCUUGUUUGAUGAUACAUGCAGCAGUUAACAUGGAUGGAAAGUUCACCCCAAAGAUCACUGAAUGGUCUCUGUUUAAUGAUACAAAAUCUCAUGAUUUUACGUAUAUUUUAGGUGUAAUUUUAACAAGCCACUGUAUUCAAAUACCCCACACAGGAGUGGUUCCAUUAGGCAGAGGAACCAAUAAUGGAAAGUAGACUGCAACGUCGAACUUAGUUAUUCUUAAAAUUUUAAUACUACUAGUAAGCUAUGGUAGAUGCAUUUUAAAGCACUUAUUGGUGUACUUUCUUGGCAGUUUGUCUUGUUUAGUGUUAAGCUAACUCGUUAGAGGGGAAAAUGUAUUUUAUCAGGUAAAGGAUGUUUCUAGAGCUCUAGAAAAUUCAAACUGAAAUCACUCCUAAAAAUUGAAUUCAGUUUUGUUCUUUGCCUUCAUUUUAGCAUAUUAUUUAAUCCAUAGCAUUAUAAAAUAAUCAGUUCAAGGUGGUAUGUUUCUAGAACGAAGUGGCUUCAAAUGUUCACAUGUAGAGAACAAAAAUAUGCACACUGAAAUACUGGAAGUAUAUGGAAUACUUUUUAAUGGCAGUUAAUUUGUUAGUUACAUGAAACCUCUUCUGAGAUUGACUAGAGAGAGGAGGAUAUGCAGGUGUCUCCUGUAUUUCUAAUUGUAUGUGCUGAAGUUCAGUUGGUAAUUUUCUGGAGCAGGGGGAAGCCAGGUUGUUGUUUGUGCUACUGACUGAAAUGUUGCUGCUUAUCACAGUAAGUUGCAGCUAGAGGAGGCCAUUGAAACAGUGAGGAUUGGGUGAGUCAACCCCUUCAUAAAAUCUGCUGAUUCAGAUGGGCCUUGUCUGGUUGAGACUUACUUUAGUGUAAGUUGCAAGUAGAACAGGUAAUUCAGUGGAACUUGCAGACUUGACUCAUCAAAUCCCCCGUUUCAGUGGGCCUACUUUAGUUGCAGUGUACUGUGCUAAGCAACAGGCUGGGCAAACAAUUUUGUUAUUUUUAUAAGCUAAACUUACUAUAUAUAGUAAUUAUAAACUUACUGUUCCCAGCAUAUUCUGUAGAAAAAUGUUUUGAACAUCCUUCAUCUAUUCUAAAACAAUGUUACUAAUGCUGCAGGUCAGGUUAAGAAAGAACACCCUAUUUUGAAGACCAAUAUGUGCAGCUUAGGCUAGGGAAAUGAUGUAAUAUCUGUGGUUGUAUCUCUUCAUUUGAGACUAUCAUGUCCUCAGUUUCUACUGAGUUCAUGAGGUGGCCUUGUAAUUUUGCAUUAAUUUUCCUCAGUUUGUUCACAUUUCUUGAAUACUUGAACUCUUUCUUUUCUGGAGCUAUAGAGACAACCUUUUGUAAUUUUGGUUGUAACUUGCCAACAAACUUAUCUGUUGCCUUUUCAGCUAAAGAUUCUGAAUGCCAUCACCCAUGAUGCUAGUAGAAAAUGCUACAAACAUAAAGAGGGUUAUUAGCAAUGGCAUUCAAUCCUGCAUAACAUCAGCCUACAGACCGUAGUGGCCUAGUAGCUUUUGUAAAGCAGAAUUGUGUGAUUUUUUUUCCAUUUGGCAAUCAGACCAAGUUAACCAUCAUACCUGAUUGAUCCAGACAUCAUAACCUCCAAGGUAAUAAUGGUGGAUUAAACAUUGGAGAUAUGUAUUGUUUUGAACUCUGGCCUGGGGUUCUCAUUGUGAAUUAUGUAGAAGGGGUAGCUUAGCUUGUUGAUUUAUGGUAACCGGGUCUGACUGUGUAUAUAAAAUAGUGUAAAUAACCAUUUGUAAAUUAGUGUGAAUUGUAUGGUACCUUGCAUUUAAGAACUUAAUGUAUUUCAUUGUAUUCUCCUUUUGUAGAAAUUUUGAUGCAAAGAAAACCUAAUUCUUGAGAUGUGCUAACCUCUUGUUGUUAAAUUGACCACAAUCAAGGGGAAACCCCAUUGAGAAACAAUAGGAUGCAGUAUCUAGAGAUAUACAUUAGAUUUCAUAAUGUAUCUUUCUCAUUGUGCCUGUAGUGUCUGCUUUCAUGUUUGCAAUAACUUCAGAGGAAAACACCAAUCUGAAAAUGAAAAUAUUACCACAAUUACGGGCUUUAAAUGACAGUGCCCACUAUUCUUCUAAGCCCAUUGGAUAAUUAGAAGAAAAUGUGCUUUAUCACUUGAGAUAAGUAAUGAAUUUCUGCUCUGGGGCCAGCUAAAUAUUGCAGUUUGUUAGUGCAUAGAUAGAUGGCUUUAGCACAAGAAGCUUGCACAAGUUCCUUUCUUGGAAAAUAGAGACUCUUGUGCAGGAAAGAAAAGGAUCAAAAAAGCUUUUUUAGAUAGGCAGGGCUAAUGAAACAAAAAUAUGUUAAUAAUAUGAACCAAUCUCUGUUUUAAUUUGGCAUGCCCCUGCAGCAGAUACACAGUGAAAUGCUAGAAGAAAAUGAAAUGAAAUGUUUAUGUAAAAAGAGCCUUUUUAGAAGAACCUCUGUUAGUAUUUAGCCUGCUAAAUGUUUAGCUGUUCCUCCUUUAUCCAGGGUUGUGUAUCCUCUGCCGCAUUGAUUUUCUGAAGACGAAGCAAAAACGUUGUGCAAUCCAUUGGGCUGGGGGAGAGGUUUUGAAGGUUGUUAAAAUUGCACACAUACAGGUUUAGUCUAUUUUUCCACUACAACAUAAUCUCUGGGAUCACAAGUCUCUUUAAACGAAUCCAAUUUCUUUGCUAUGGCUUCCAUCCCUGUACUCCUUGUCAAUGGUAGCAUGUGCAUUAAAGAACAUGUAUUUCAGUCUCCUGAA